Penicillium mononematosum is the source of this 1077-nucleotide messenger RNA. RefSeq lists its product as uncharacterized. Gene Ontology annotation, molecular function: ATP binding; protein kinase activity. Lineage: Eukaryota; Fungi; Ascomycota; Eurotiomycetes; Eurotiales; Aspergillaceae. The coding region runs from base 1 to 1077 and encodes 358 amino acids. Gene Ontology annotation, biological process: protein phosphorylation. The transcript has a single exon. The record is from RefSeq and is a predicted model, not a curated record.
AUGAUCAAUCCCGACGAAAGAGUCUUCUCAGAAGGCCAAGGCUAUUUUGGCCUAAGGGAAAACCUCGCAACCGAAACCCACUGUAACGUCUGGGAUUGGGAUCAGCUGCGAUGGAUCAAAGUCAAAGGAACUGCUAAGAUAUUUCCACCUGGAGAAGAUGUUGAAACCUCAGUUCUUGCGCAACUUGCCGAUUAUCUUUCGCCAGAGGUUCGUGCAAUCACAGUAAACGAUGACGGGCUUCUCACUGGAGUCUCAACAGACCCGGAAGAAGAUGAUACAUUCUUUAUUGGAUAUCUCCCCUUAUCAAUCUGUCCAUCACUCGCAGAUUGCCCUACCGUAUAUUUCUCUCAACUUCAAGAGCUCGAUCGGCUUGGACCAGGUGUCGAUCUCUCAUCGUAUGAUGGUCAGAGGGUCGCAUUCAAAUUCAACCCUUUAGGCAUGCCUCUAAGACUACAGAUGUCCUGGAAGGAGAUGAACAUGCUCAGCAAGCUGCCACCACAUCCUAAUAUAAUACCGUUUGACCGCAUUGUUCUCGAGGACGUGGAGUCUCGAGUGAUCGGAUUCACAACAAAGUACAUCCCAGGUGGAACGCUAGCUGAUGCCGAUCCGAAAAGGCCUUUCCGUUUUGAAUGGCUACAACAGCUUACUCAACUAGUGGAUUUCCUGAACCUAGAAUUAGGGAUCACACAUCAAGAUAUUGCACCACGGAAUUUGCUUGUCGACCCUGAAACAGACAAGAUUAUCCUCUUCGAUUUUGAUUGGGCCGCGAAUGGGAAUGACGGUCUAAUAAAUGGUCGAGACGAUGUGUCUGGUGUUGUCUUCACGUUAUAUGAGAUCGUCACUAACGAUACCCAUUUUACGAGCAUUCCUCACUGGGAACGAAACAAAGACAUGGUGCAGACUAUUGAAUGGACUUGUCAUCUCGAACUAGACUCUGACAUGUCAAAGUUCCGCGAGUUUCUGAAUGAAUGGGUAGCAGCGAGAACCGAUAGAGCGACAGAACAAUAUUCCAAUGCACCCAAGCGGCUUACAUGGCUGGAUCUUCCAACCCCCCCCAGACUACGAUGUGCCCUUUGA